GCAGAUUCUUGAAUUUGGAGUUGAUGGGCUAGUCCACUUAGUUUUAAUUUUGGGCUUUGGGUGUGUGAUUUUGUAGUGACAAACAGGAAUUUCCCAUUUCAAUUGUGACCAAACAAUGCCUGUAAAACCUCAAACCUGGGUGUACCCGUUUUAGUUUAUAUUUAAAACGUUGAGCACCUCUGGCUCUGACUAGUGCAGUGUUACAACCCAAAUUGCUACCUUUUGCUCUACUUGUAUAUUUUAGUGUUUCGCCUGGCCCCCAAUCCCCAUGAUCCCUUUCCUUUGUUUACAAGCUAAUUUGUAACCAAGAUACUCGGAAUUAUAUUUUCUCGUUUCAAAAAUCCUUGUUCUUCUUUCCUUGCUUUUCUCUCACCAAUUAAAAGGAAACUGCAAUAGUACACAUACACCAGUAUAGGAGUCCGCAGUCCACAGUCCCCCAAAAAAACUACUUUUAAACGAGUAGGAUUCGUAGUUAGUACUACUCCUAUAACUGAAGCACUUGUGAUAGAGUGCCUAUAUAAUCAAACAACCAGUAACCUUGUCUCCCAUUAUUCUCAUCAGAUGGGUAUGGGUUAGUGACUUAGUGUUAACAAAACAAAUAUGGGUUCUUUUUCCUUCUGUUUUUACACAAUUUUGUUGUCAAGUACUUCUACUUGUACAUGUAAGAUGUGAAAGGUAACAUCUUUGAUGGAUAUGGUAGAGUUGAAUGGCAGAGAGUUUCAUCUUUCAGAAGUGUUGCAAUUUCAGAAGCAACAAGACCACUAUAACGUUAUUCAACAAUACCCAGGUAUUCAGCAUCCACAAAAACAAUUUCAUCAUUAUUAGUGUUACCAACAAAAUUAGGAAUUGCCCAACAUCCAAAACUGGAACAACGAAAAGAGGACAAGGGUUUGAGUCUGGAUCCUCAGAGGAGUCACCAUCACAACCUCAACCUCCUCCAAAACCACCAACUUUUUCACCACCAAAAUCCCAGAGAUGUAGAUGAACCACAGAAUGAAAGACAACCAUUUCCACCACCACAAUUGCAAGAACAGCCACCAUCAUCCUUCAACCAUAACCACUUUUUUCUUCAACAAUCUCAAGCUGGGCAACAACUUAGAGACCUUUAUUCUCAAUUAGAACCCCAAAAUUUGGUACCCAUUUCAGAAUCUCAGCGACCCAUUAAGAAAAGAGCUUUUUUGCCUUCAUCCUCUUCAAUUCCAGCAAGCAGACAACAUGCUCGGCAAAAGGUCUCAAUGGGAAUUGGAGAUUCUUCUUCACAGCAGCACAAGAAGCAACAAUCAGGUUCUAAUAGAGGAUCUUUGAGAAAAUCUGGGAUAGGAGAGAUAGUAGAAGUUCAAGGCGGUCACAUUGUCCGAGCUACGGGAUUAAAGGACCGUCAUAGCAAGGUCUGUACUGCUAAAGGGCCGAGAGACCGGAGGGUUCGUCUCUCGGCUCAUACAGCUAUACAAUUCUAUGAUGUUCAGGAUCGUCUUGGGUAUGACCGUCCUAGUAAGGCUGUAGACUGGUUGAUUAAAAAGGCUAAGGCUGCAAUAGAUGAACUUGAACAGUUGCCUGCUUGGAGUCCAACUAGUAUGAAUUUUACGACCUCAAACAGUCGAAGACGGAAGAAUGAUGUUGGAGAAUUACUGGAGGGUAAGGGUGAUGGAAGUGCUGAGGGGAUGUAUGGUGAUGAGGAGCAACAACAGCCGUAUAAUAAUGCUAAUAACUCAGGUUCUAGUUUGUUACCACCUUCAUUGGAUUCUGAUGCCAUUGCUGAUACAAUAAAAUCUUUCUUUCCUAUGGGUGGGGGUAAUGCAGGGCCCACCACUACGAGCUCGGCAUCUGAUUUCCAAGAUUACCCUCAAGGUGGGUUGUUGCAGAGAGGUGGUGGUGGUGAUGGUAGGCAGAGCCAAGAUUUGAAGCUGUCUUUGCAGUCUUUUCAGGACCCAAUUCACAUGCAAUCACAUUCACACCACCAUGGUACUAAUGCUGUUCAUGAUGAGCAGCAACAUUCACUGUUUCCUGGAGCUGUCCCGAUUGGGUUUGAGAAUCCGAACACUGGUUGGGGUGAUAGCCAGCAUCAACCCAAUCCGGAUUUGGGACGGCUCCACAGACUGGUUGUCGGCUGGAACACCCAACACACUGGCACCGAAACCCACAGUGUUGGUGGAAGUGGUGGUAGUAGUGGUGGAGGCGGUUAUGUUUUCAAUCAGCCUUCGCCACUAUUGCAACCACUGUUUGGUGGUGGCCAACACAACCAGUUUUUUACACAGAGGGGACCCCUUCAGUCCAGUAACACACCCUCUAUCCGAGCGUGGAUUAGUGACCCUUGCUUUACAAUUGCUAGCUCAAAUGAACAUAAUCAUAAUCAAGCUAUUGCAGUCCACCCACAAGGCUUACUAGGCCUUGGUUUCGCUUCUGGUGGAUUCUCCGGGUUCCACUUUCCCACUCGGCUUCGGGGCGAGGAGGUAAAUGAUGGCCAUCUUAAUAGGCCGUCUUCCGCUCCCUCCUGUUCUCGCCAUUGAUAGGAGUGAUGCAAAAGACUCUCCCUCUACUGGUUUCAGUAUCUAAAGGAAUUACUUCACUUGAUAGUUUCAUAAUCCAACAGAGGGAUUUUGAUGAGGACAAGAAUUUCAAAGAACCAAUGGAGAGUCUACAGCUCCUUAAAAUCAAUGGCUUAAAAAUGCAGGAAGAUCUAAUCUGAGAGGAAAAUAUCUUCAGGUUCUCUUCUCUGCAAAGCGUUAAUUUAUUAUCAGUCAGUUAGUAUUUUCUGUAGUAGGUUUUGUUUCUGCAAAUGUUUGAGUUCCAUUUAUGUUUUGAUGAGCUUCUUGAGCUCAACUCUGUUGGUGUAUUAGCUACUACUGUGCUUUGCUACAUUAUGAUGUAAUCUUUUUGUGUACUACUUUACUCUUAUCCAUCUUUUAAUUCAUGAUAUGCUUUUCUAUCAAAGUUCUAUCUACAAUAUUAGUAUAGCUACUUAGUUCGUUGCUGUUUUCGAAUAUUUGUGUUAUGAGCAACUAUAAUUCCAUUUUCCCAGUGUUAUCUAGUGGCUACCUCUUAGGCUUCCGGCUAGUUGGGGUUUUGGGCAGGUUAAUGUAUGUAAACUUAUUCUUGUGAUAAACUGAUAAUGACCCUUAU
Messenger RNA from Amaranthus tricolor (Joseph's coat), 3120 nucleotides. RefSeq names its product transcription factor TCP4-like. Gene Ontology annotation, biological process: regulation of secondary shoot formation. Bases 1236 to 2507 code for a protein of 423 amino acids. The record is from RefSeq and is a predicted model, not a curated record. The transcript is spliced from 2 exons. Gene Ontology annotation, cellular component: nucleus. Gene Ontology annotation, molecular function: DNA-binding transcription factor activity; sequence-specific DNA binding. NCBI's taxonomy places the organism in Eukaryota, Viridiplantae, Streptophyta, Magnoliopsida, Caryophyllales, Amaranthaceae.